AUGAAGCAGUCGGUUGUUACUUCCCUCGUGGCGCUAGCCGCCUCAUGCUCCGGAGCCCAAGCUAUUCCAGGUUUGGUCAGCGUGCCUGUCGGACUGUGUACCGCUAUCCUGGGCGAGGUUGAAUGCAAGCAGCAAAGCUCAACCAAUGGCUUGAUCAAUGUGCCCGUCAAUGGCUGUAUCGCCGUUCUUGGAAAAGCCAAGUGCGAGCAAGCCACUGCCCCCAGUGUCGAGGACGAAGGUGCCUUGAUCAAUGUGCCAAUCAACGUCUGCCUGGCUGUCCUUGGUUCGGCUCAUUGCCAACAGAAAUCCGAGACUAAUGGUGGUCUGAUCAACAUCCCUGUCAACCUAUGCCUGGCCGUUUUGGGCGAGGCUGAAUGUGUGGAUGGAGGUGCUACCCCCCCUCCUGCCGUGGUGUCCCCUACCGAGAUUGCGAUUGUUGCUCCCACAUCCAUCGACGCUCCGGCCGAGACUCCAUACGAGACCCCCAUUGAGACUACCAUCGAGACCCCAGUUAAGCCUCCGGUUGAGACUCCCGCCGAGACUCCCAUCAAGACCACAGUCAAGCCUCCGGUUGAGAUUCCCGCCGAAACUCCCAUCGAGACCCCCGCUGAGAUUCCUGUUGAGUCCCGCGUUGCGACUGUCACUGGAACUGCUGUUAAGACCCCUGCUGAGACCCCUGCUGAGACCCCUGUUGAGUCUCGCGUUGCGACUGCCACUGGAACUGCUGUUGAGACCCCUGCUGAGACCCCUGCUGAGACUCCUGCUGAGUCUCGCGUUGCAACUGCCACUGGAACUGCCACUGGAACUGCUGUUGAGACCCCUGCUGAGACCCCUGCUGAGACUCCUGCUGAGUCUCGCGUUGCAACUGCCACCGGAACUGCCACCGGAACUGCUGUUGAGACUGCUGUUGAGACUCCCAGUGGACCUGCCACCGUUGGCCCAACUCACCCUGGAGCCACUGGUUCUGCCACAGCUACAUACAUCCGUGUGCCCUCCACCCUCGUCGGACACGCCUCCCCCAGCGGAGCUGGCCCCCACUCCAUCCACAGCGGCACUCGCACUACCUCUGUUGGCCUCAUUCCUCACCACACCGCCCCUGCUGGCAACACUCCCCACAGUCCUUCCACUGGUCCUUUCACCGGUGCCGACAGCAAGCCCACCCCCAGCCCCAUUCCCUUCAACGCUGCUGGCCGUGCCGCCCUCUCCGGUGUUGCUGUUGUCUUCGGUGCUGUCUUCGCCGUUGCCAUGCAGAUCUAA
Messenger RNA from Penicillium paradoxum, 1257 nucleotides. RefSeq lists its product as uncharacterized. The transcript has 2 exons. The coding region runs from base 1 to 1257 and encodes 418 amino acids. Lineage: Eukaryota; Fungi; Ascomycota; Eurotiomycetes; Eurotiales; Aspergillaceae. The record is from RefSeq and is a predicted model, not a curated record.